GCGGUGAGUGUGGGCGGUCGGGCGCCUGUGGGCGGGCAGGGCAGCCAGUCGGCAGCGCGAGUUCCUAGGCUCCAGGAGCUGCAACGGCACGAGGGCGACGAUGGCGGAGUCCUCGGAUAAGCUCUACCGAGCCGAGUACGCCAAGAGCGGGCGCGCUUCCUGCAAGAAAUGCAGCGAGAGCAUCCCCAAGGACUCGCUCCGGAUGGCCAUCAUGGUGCAGUCACCCAUGUUCGAUGGGAAAGUCCCACAUUGGUACCAUUUCUCCUGCUUCUGGAAGGUGGGCCACUCUAUCCGGCAUCCUGACGUGGAGGUGGAUGGGUUCUCUGAGCUACGGUGGGACGACCAGCAGAAAGUCAAGAAGACCUCGGAGGCUGGAGGAGUGACUGGCAAAGGCCAGGCCGGAGGUGGCAGCAAGACGGAAAAGACCUUGGGAGACUUUGCAGCAGAAUAUGCCAAGUCCAACAGAAGCACCUGCAAGGGGUGUCUGGAGAAGAUAGAGAAGGGCCAGAUGCGCCUGUCCAAGAAGAUGCUGGACCCAGAGAAGCCACAACUGGGCAUGAUUGAUCGCUGGUACCACCCAAACUGCUUUGUCAUGAACAGGGAGGAGCUGGGUUUCCGGCCAGAGUACAACGCGAGCCAGCUCAAGGGCUUCAGCCUCCUCACUGCAGAGGAUAAGGAAGCCUUGAGGAAGCAGCUCCCGGGAGUCAAGAGUGAAGGAAAGAGAAAAGGUGAUGAAAUAGAUGGAAUGGAUGAAGUGGCCAAGAAGAAAUCUAAAAAAGAAAAAGACAAGGAUAGUAAGCUUGAAAAGGCCCUCAAGGCCCAGAACAACCUGAUCUGGAACAUCAAGGAUGAGCUAAAGAAAGCGUGUUCGACCAAUGACCUGAAAGAGCUACUCAUCUUCAACAAGCAGCAAGUGCCUUCUGGGGAGUCAGCGAUUUUGGACCGAGUAGCUGACGGCAUAGCAUUUGGUGCCCUCCUUCCCUGCAAGGAAUGCUCGGGCCAGCUGGUCUUCAAGAGUGAUGCUUAUUACUGUACUGGAGACAUCACUGCCUGGACCAAGUGUAUGUUCAAGACACAGACACCCAGCCGGAAAGAAUGGGUGACCCCAAAGGAAUUUCAAGAAAUCUCUUACCUCAAGAAAUUGAAGGUCAAAAAGCAAGACCGUAUAUUCCCCUCAGAAACCAGCACGCCAGUGGCGGCAGCACCUCCACCCUCCACAGCUUCAGCGCCUGCUUCUAUGAACGCCUCUGCUCCUGCAGAUAAGCCUUUAUCUAACAUGAAGAUCCUGACUCUUGGGAAGCUGUCCCGGAACAAGGAUGAAGUGAAGGCCAUGAUUGAAAAACUUGGGGGGAGAUUGACAGGGACGACCAACAAGGCCUCUCUGUGCAUCAGUACGAAAAAAGAAAUAGAAAAGAUGAAUAAGAAAAUGGAGGAAGUAAAAGAAGCCAACAUUUGUGUUGUGUCUGAGGAUUUCCUCCAAGAUGUUUCCGCCUCCACCAAGAGCCUUCCAGAGUUGUUCUCAGCAUACAUUUUGUCUCCCUGGGGGGCAGAGGUGAAGGCAGAGCCUGUUGAAGUAGCAGUCCCAAAAGGGAAGUCAGGGUCUGCGCUCUCUAAGAAAAGCAAGGGCCCCGUCAAGGAGGAAGGUAUCAACAAAUCUGAAAAGAAAAUGAAAUUAACGCUUAAAGGAGGGGCAGCUGUCGAUCCUGAUUCUGGUCUGGAGCACUCUGCACACGUCCUGGAAAAAGGCGGGAAGGUCUUCAGCGCCACUCUUGGCCUGGUAGAUAUUGUUAAAGGAACCAACUCCUAUUACAAGCUUCAGCUUCUGGAGGAUGACAAGGAGAACAGGUAUUGGAUAUUUCGGUCGUGGGGCCGUGUGGGUACAGUGAUUGGUAGCAACAAACUGGAGCAAAUGCCGUCCAAAGAGGAUGCCAUUGAGCACUUCAUGAAAUUAUAUGAAGAAAAAACUGGGAACGCCUGGCACUCCAAAAAUUUCACCAAGUAUCCCAAAAAGUUCUACCCUCUGGAGAUUGACUACGGCCAGGAUGAAGAGGCGGUGAAGAAGUUGACAGUAAACCCAGGGACCAAGUCUAAGCUCCCCAGGCCAGUUCAGGAGCUUAUUAAGAUGAUCUUUGAUGUGGAAAGUAUGAAGAAAGCCAUGGUGGAAUAUGAGAUUGACCUCCAGAAGAUGCCCUUGGGGAAGCUGAGCAAGAGGCAGAUCCAGGCCGCGUACUCCAUUCUCAGUGAGGUCCAGCAGGCAGUGUCCCAGGGCAGCAGUGACUCCCAGAUUCUGGAUCUGUCAAAUCGCUUCUACACCCUGAUCCCCCAUGACUUUGGGAUGAAGAAACCUCCACUCUUGAACAACGCAGGCAGCGUGCAGGCCAAGGUAGAAAUGCUGGACAACCUGCUAGACAUUGAGGUGGCCUACAGUCUGCUCAGGGGUGGGUCUGAUGAUAGCAGCAAGGACCCCAUCGAUGUCAACUAUGAGAAGCUCAAAACCAACAUUAAGGUGGUUGACAAAGAUUCUGAAGAAGCCGAGAUCAUCAGGAAAUACGUUAAGAACACUCACGCCACCACACACAAUGCGUAUGACUUGCAGGUUGUUGAUAUCUUUAAGAUAGAGCGUGAAGGGGAAAGCCAGCGCUACAAACCUUUUAAGCAGCUUCAUAACCGAAGAUUGCUGUGGCACGGCUCCAGGACUACCAACUUUGCUGGAAUCUUGUCCCAGGGUCUACGGAUAGCCCCUCCUGAAGCACCCGUGACAGGCUACAUGUUUGGUAAAGGGAUCUAUUUUGCUGACAUGGUCUCCAAGAGUGCCAACUACUGCCAUACAUCUCAGGGAGACCCAAUAGGCUUGAUCUUGUUGGGAGAAGUUGCCCUUGGAAACAUGUAUGAACUGAAGCAUGCUUCACACAUCAGCAAGUUGCCCAAGGGCAAGCACAGUGUCAAAGGUUUGGGCAAAACUACCCCUGACCCCUCAGCUAGUAUUACUCUGGAUGGUGUGGAGGUUCCCCUGGGAACUGGGAUCUCAUCCGGCAUUAACGACACAUGUCUACUGUAUAACGAGUACAUUGUCUAUGAUAUUGCUCAGGUAAAUCUGAAGUAUCUGCUGAAACUGAAGUUCAAUUUUAAGACAUCCCUCUGGUGAAUUGUGACCAAGGCUCAGGUACCCAGUGACUCCGGUGUCAGUUCACCUACUGUGCUCGCACACCGACUCACAGGCAGAAAGCUCGCCUCAGUUGCUGAUGAGUAGAACCUUCACUAAAUCUCCUCAGAGGAUUUUACAUGAACGAGUUACAAGAUUUUUCCCAGCUUUUUAAAUCCCUUAUUUUGUGUUGUGUUUCAGGGGAAGGGUUAUUUGGGGGGUUUUCUUACCAGACACAGUUCCGGUAGAUAGAACUGACAAUAAAGAUGAGAAGAGAUUUUGUUUUGUUUUGUUUGUGAAGACUAGUCCCAUGGAAGACACCAAGCCACAGUAGACAUCUCCCUUACUGGUUUACCCGGAAAAGGGAAAAAUAUCCUUCUACCCUUGUUGCUAAGUGUUCACCUUCAGUUUUGAUUUUGGAAAAAUGUUAAGCAUUUAUUUUGAGGUAAAAAUAAAAGCUAAUUUCAUACUAUUUAGGUUUUCUUUUUUAUCUUGCACUUGCUGCCCUCUUUCUAGCUUUUUUUGUUUGUGGUGAGGGGUGUAGGAAGCCAAAGGAAGGAACAUUAACAGUUUCUCAUACUUAGAAAUAAAAAGAGCUUUCCUUUUCUAGGAAAACUUGAACAUGGGUGCUCUUAGAAGAUGUAAAUUAAAAGUUGCAUUUGAAAUUCUUGACUUCCUUAGGAGGGAUUUUGUCUUCCAAAUUAAAACUGUCUGUACUACAGAUAUACUUACCCAAGGGCUACUAGUAAUUCUCGAUUAAAAUACAAAUAGCUACUAUA
This is a messenger RNA of Nycticebus coucang (slow loris), 3921 nucleotides long. It is a transcript of the gene PARP1, whose product is annotated as poly(ADP-ribose) polymerase 1. The coding region runs from base 101 to 3145 and encodes 1014 amino acids. Gene Ontology annotation, cellular component: nucleus. The record is from RefSeq and is a predicted model, not a curated record. NCBI's taxonomy places the organism in Eukaryota, Metazoa, Chordata, Mammalia, Primates, Lorisidae. The transcript is spliced from 23 exons. Gene Ontology annotation, molecular function: zinc ion binding; NAD+ poly-ADP-ribosyltransferase activity; NAD binding.